This is a messenger RNA of Penicillium soppii, 573 nucleotides long. RefSeq names its product S-(hydroxymethyl)glutathione synthase. The record is from RefSeq and is a predicted model, not a curated record. The transcript has a single exon. NCBI's taxonomy places the organism in Eukaryota, Fungi, Ascomycota, Eurotiomycetes, Eurotiales, Aspergillaceae. Gene Ontology annotation, molecular function: zinc ion binding; S-(hydroxymethyl)glutathione synthase activity. The coding region runs from base 1 to 573 and encodes 190 amino acids. Gene Ontology annotation, biological process: formaldehyde catabolic process.
AUGGCACGUCUUCAUCCUCUCAUCGACAAUGGCAUCACUGCUGGUUCUGAUAGCUUUCCCGGUGGAAAGCUCCGCUGCCACUGCCCCUCAGACCAAGUGGAGGUCACCUUGCGCAGUAAUGUUGCUCAUAAUCAUGCUUGCGGCUGCUCAAAGUGCUGGAAGCCAACCGGUUCCCUCUUCUCUGUCGUCGGCGUUGUGCCCCGUGACGCUGUCUCUGUGACGGCAAACGCAUCCAAGCUUACAAUUGUUGACAAGGACGCUACUAUUCAACGAAACGCUUGCAAGGACUGUGGAGUCCAUCUCUUUGGUCGAAUCGAGAAAGAUCACCCUUUCAAGGGACUCGACUUUGUCCACGCCGAAUUGUCCAGCGAAAAGGGAUGGCAGGAACCACAGUUCGCAGCAUUCGUAUCAUCUAUCAUUGAGCAGGGUACCAGUCCUAAAGAGAUGGAUGGGGUGCGAGCCAAAUUGAAUUCCGUUGGACUGCAGACAUACGACGUCUUGUCCCCAGCUCUAAUGGAUUUGAUUUCCACUUUCACUGCACAGAAGGCAGGUGUUCGGUUUGCCAAUCUGUGA